AUGAGCACCAUUCAAACAGGAUGGCCAGACACAAAGAACGAAUCUCUUUUUGAGGUCAGACAGUACUUCGACUCGAGGGAUCAGUUAUCCGUUCUUGAUAGCAUUGUGUACAAGGGAAGUCGAAUAGUCAUCCCACCCAGCUUGCGGAAAGAGAUGCUUAACCUUAUACACAAGUCUCACCUUGGGAUAGUCAAGUCAAAGAGUCGCGCCAGAGAGGUCAUGUAUUGGCCAGCCAUGAAUGCUGACAUAGAACAGGCCGUAAGCAACUGUCCAUCUUGUGCAGAGUAUCAGAAACAGCAAAACAGAGAGCCGCUAAAGCCAACACCAACUCCAGAUCUACCAUACACUCAUGUGGGAACUGAUGUAUUUGAAUUCAGAGGCAGGAAAUACCUGAUUCUGGUGGACUACUACUCAAAAUACAUUGACGCCGUAGAACUCAGAUCAGAGACAACUACAGCCAUAAUAGAAGCCAUGAAAACAGUUUUCGCAUGCCAUGGACUUCCAGGAAAACUCAGGUCUGACAAUGGACCACAAUUCAGCUCAACUACCUUCAAAACCUUUUGCGCAGAGUUUGGAAUUGAACACGAAAGAAGCAGCCCUCAUUUUCAAAGCUCGAAUGGCGAGGCUGAGAGAGCAGUACAAACUAUAAAGAACCUAUGGACAAAGUGUGACGACAAGCAACUUGCUCUACUAGAUUACAGAACAACUCCACUAGAAAACAUUAAUCUGUCACCAGCUCAACUGUUAAUGGGACGCAGACCUAGGAACACGCUUCCAGCAUCACAAGAUCUACUUAAACCAGCAACACACGACCUAAGAAAAGUACAGCAACACCUUAAUGUCCAGAAAGCCAAGCAGAAAUUUUACUAUGACAGGAGAAGAAAUGUGAAGGAGUUAUCACCCCUAGACAAUGCUUACCUAGAAUGA
Messenger RNA from Saccostrea cuccullata (small rock oyster), 927 nucleotides. RefSeq lists its product as uncharacterized. The transcript has 2 exons. The record is from RefSeq and is a predicted model, not a curated record. Gene Ontology annotation, biological process: DNA integration. NCBI's taxonomy places the organism in Eukaryota, Metazoa, Mollusca, Bivalvia, Ostreida, Ostreidae. The coding region runs from base 1 to 927 and encodes 308 amino acids. Gene Ontology annotation, molecular function: nucleic acid binding.